UUAAGUAUUUUUCAACAGUUAUAAUCGUUGAUGGUAUCCUACGUCCAUAUGGUUCAGCCCUUUGGCCGAUGUUUGGAUUAGAGUGCUGUGGUAUACCGACAAUAUAUUAUCCUACGCCCAUAUGGUUUAGCCCUUUGGCCGAUGCUUGGAUUAGAAUGCUGUGGGUAAAUCGCUAUGACUCGUUACGUGUUCUAACCUUCUUUUUAGAUAUGGAAUUUGAUUAUUAUACGGAUACCUAUGUGUACGAUUCCAAUCCUAAGGACUUGAGUGUUCUAAACUGUCUUAAUUAUCUGAAAGAUAAAUUGGUAUUCACAUCAGAUAGCAAACAAGAUAUCCAGGAUGCGCUUACAAGAACGGUCGAGAGGAUUAUUGAUUCGUCUAUUGUACAUGCUGGGGUAAAGAAACGGUUAAAAAAAAUAUCCGAUAAUUUCAGUGCUACUUUUCAAAGAAAGGAAAUUGACGAGUUUUUUGCGGAAUUGGACAAGGAGUUUGAGGCAAGGCAAAAUCAACGAAAUCUUGAGAGGUCUUUUGAUAAGAAUAGCUUCGAACUACUAAAAAAGUCUGGUGAUUUAAAUACAUCGAGACUUUCAUCUUAUUAUAUAGAAAGGUCUGCCGAAUUUCACGAAAAGCAAUUAUGUUUUAAGAAAAAGACGAGAUGUACGAUAAAGAAGCAAUAUCAAGUUGGAGAUACUAUGCCACCUCAACUUGAUAAAAAUGAACAAGAUGCAGAUUUUGCUGUUGAACAGGAUACGGAUAACAUGUAUUACCAGGAACUGUCAUCAGUUGAGACUUCAUUAAAUUCGGCUAUCGAAAGGCUUGUUAAUAGUGAAGAUACUAUUGCAAGAUAUCGGAUUUUAUUUUUAUCAGAAGAUAAUAUUCAUAGUCCAAUUAAGCGCUUAUUUACCAACGAAGAGUGGUCAAUAAUGGAAUCGAACUGGGAAAAGGUUGAAAAAAGGAUCGCGGAUUCGCUUCCCCAGAUUGAUGAAAACGUAAAAUUACUUUUAGAGAAGUAUAGCAAGUGUAUAAAAGAUGCCACCAUCAAAUGUUAUGUUGAUUUAAAUAAAGUCGAAGGCAUCAUUUGUAAAAGCCCGUUUGAAGAUCAGCAUUUGUAUCUGUUCGAAAGAGACUAUCAUCUUCGAUGGGUACAAUUAGUAUAUAAUGCUUUUAUAUUGUGUCUUCAGACACCGUUCAGCCCUCUAUGUGAUCCGGAUGCAUCUGAAUAUGCGUAUAGAAGCCGGAUUAUAAAUUAUAUUUGGGAGGAACUUUUCUUCGAUGUAAAUGUCAUAGCCAUAAUGAAGACAGGUGAAGUCGAAAAUGCGGACCGAAAAAAACAACUGGACCUAUCAAGAAAUUUGGAUCAACGUAAAUCAACUGGAACUUGGCAUCAUGAUGCUGUUUUAGUCAUGAAAGUUGGAGGCAAGUUGGUUCAAGUAGCAUUUGGGGAGGUAACUGGAAAUGCUUUCAAACGUGAUGACAAGAAAUACAAUGAUGAUAAAGAAAAAAUACUUAAAGCUAUGCAAUUGGCUCUUUUUAACCUUCGAAAAUCAUUUCCUGAAAAGGCUCCAGGUCUCGAAGAUUUGGAAACUUUUGGAUUACUCGUAAAUAGAAAAGAAUUUUUUAUGUAUUCGAUGCAUUGGGUGGACGGAAUAUAUCUUGUUGAUCAAUUUGAUGGGUUUGCGAUUCCCGAUACAUCACUGGAUCUAAAGAAUCUAUCUGAAAAGCAGACCCGUGUCAUUACUAAUGAACAGGAAGUAUCUUCUACAAAAGAUAUUUCACCACCUAUCGAGGGUCAGUCUGAUGAGGAUAAAGAUAUUACUCCCGAUCCCUUGCCUGAAAUAGAACAUAGCUCGACACAAGAAGAAAUAAAUACUCCAAUUCUUUAA
Molecule: messenger RNA, 1883 nt
Organism: Ambispora gerdemannii
Lineage: Eukaryota; Fungi; Glomeromycota; Glomeromycetes; Archaeosporales; Ambisporaceae
Source: the annotation of a GenBank genome assembly